AUGAGGUGUUGGGAAUGGAUUCAUGGGAUAGAAAUGGCUUUGAAAAGGGUAUAUGAAUCCUGGGGGGCGCUGUGCUUGAACAGUUUGAUUUGGAGUAUCUCCUCAAGAGCCUUAGCAAAGUCUACUGUAUUACAGCUUGAGAGGUUUGAUACCAUCUACUUAAGGAAAAUGUCUAUCUGUGGUGCUUGUGGUGACAACCACUGUGGUUCGGCACGUUGUUGUCGCUGUCUUGAUGACGAUAGGCUGUGCCGGCUGCUCACGGAAGCACUUGCCAUCGCGAAAAGUCUAACUGCUUUAGCUCCGUCUACUGUUUGCCGUCGGAUCGCCGCCCGGCGAGGUACAUUGCCAACCAGUUUGUCCAGCAAACGCCCUGGAUGGGUAAUCUUCAAGAGGAAGGCCACGGCAAGUACUCUAUUGAAUCCUGAAUCCCGUCAAGAUGCAAGCUAA
Messenger RNA from Pochonia chlamydosporia 170, 447 nucleotides. RefSeq lists its product as hypothetical. The transcript has 2 exons. The coding region runs from base 1 to 447 and encodes 148 amino acids. The record is from RefSeq and is a predicted model, not a curated record. Lineage: Eukaryota; Fungi; Ascomycota; Sordariomycetes; Hypocreales; Clavicipitaceae.